AUGGAAGAGACGGAGCCGCCGGGUACCAGGAACCGUAGCACCAGCGGCGGGAAAGGGGGCGGGGGCGGGGAGCCCCGGGGAGCUGAUGGGGUCGGCCCGGGGGUCCCGGGGGAAGUGGAGGUAGUGAAGGGGCAGCCGUUCGACGUGGGCCCGCGCUACACGCAGCUGCAGUACAUCGGCGAGGGCGCGUACGGCAUGGUCAGCUCAGCUUACGACCACGUGCGCAAGACUCGAGUGGCCAUCAAGAAAAUCAGCCCCUUCGAGCAUCAGACCUACUGCCAGCGCACGCUGCGGGAGAUCCAGAUCUUGCUGCGCUUUCACCAUGAGAAUGUCAUUGGCAUCCGAGACAUUCUGCGGGCGCCCACCCUGGAAGCCAUGAGGGAUGUCUACAUUGUGCAGGACCUGAUGGAGACAGACCUGUACAAGUUGCUCAAAAGCCAGCAGCUGAGCAACGACCACGUCUGCUAUUUCCUCUACCAGAUCCUGCGGGGCCUCAAGUAUAUCCACUCAGCCAACGUGCUCCACCGGGACUUAAAGCCUUCCAACCUGCUCAUCAAUACCACCUGCGACCUUAAGAUCUGUGAUUUUGGCCUUGCCCGAAUUGCUGAUCCUGAGCAUGACCACACCGGCUUCCUGACAGAAUACGUGGCCACACGCUGGUACCGGGCCCCAGAAAUCAUGCUUAACUCCAAGGGCUACACCAAGUCCAUCGACAUCUGGUCUGUGGGUUGCAUUUUGGCUGAGAUGCUUUCCAACCGGCCCAUCUUCCCUGGCAAGCACUACCUGGACCAGCUCAACCACAUUCUGGGUAUCUUGGGCUCCCCAUCCCAGGAGGACCUGAAUUGUAUCAUCAACAUGAAGGCUCGAAACUACCUACAGUCUCUACCCUCCAAGACCAAGGUGGCCUGGGCCAAGCUUUUUCCCAAGUCGGACUCCAAAGCCCUUGACCUGCUGGACCGGAUGUUGACCUUUAACCCCAACAAACGGAUCACAGUGGAGGAAGCGCUGGCUCACCCCUACCUGGAGCAGUACUAUGACCCAACAGAUGAGCCAGUGGCUGAGGAACCUUUCACCUUCGACAUGGAGCUGGAUGAUCUACCCAAGGAGCGGCUGAAGGAGCUCAUCUUCCAGGAAACAGCCCGCUUCCAGUCUGGGGCACUGGAGGCCCCCUAACCUGGACAGACGCCUCUGCUCCCUGGGGCCUGGCCCUGCCUCCUGCCUGCCCCUCCCCUGCCGGACUGUUAGAAAAUGGACACUGUGCCCAGCCCGACCCUGGCAGCCCAGGUCGGGGCAAAGGGUGGGCCUGGCCCCCUUCCCAUGCUUUUCUCAGACCUCCUACUUCAGGCGAGCCAAGGCUCCCUCCAGCCCCGCCACUCCCAGGACCUGAGGGGCUCAGGUGGCCCCAAAGCAAAUUCCCCUCUGCUGCUCUGCCUUUGUCUACCCCAGCUAUCCCAGUCCCUGGCAGUUCUGGAGUCGAAGGGCUUUGGCUGCCCUGGGACCUACUGAGGGGCGGUGGGGGAGGGGGGGUGAGGGACAUUGAGUAGGGAUUCAGGGCAAGCCCUGCCCCACCCACCUCAUUAAAACCCCACCCCAUUUUCCCUGAAGGAACAUUCCUAAGGCUCAAGGGCUAGUAUCCCUGAGGAGCAGGGCCCAGGCCUGAACCCCGUCCCCUCCCCAAAGCUGCCCAUCUAACGCCCCCCGCUGAUUCUGUGUGUGGGUGAACAGAAGUGGAGGUGGGGGCACGUGGAGAGCCCUGUGCCCCUGCCCACUCCCUGUGCCUGUAUCUAAUAUAUAAAUAUAGAGAUGUGUAUAUG
Molecule: messenger RNA, 1814 nt
Organism: Ceratotherium simum simum (southern white rhinoceros)
Lineage: Eukaryota; Metazoa; Chordata; Mammalia; Perissodactyla; Rhinocerotidae
Gene: MAPK3
Product: mitogen-activated protein kinase 3
Biological process (GO): protein phosphorylation
Molecular function (GO): ATP binding; MAP kinase activity
Source: RefSeq, a predicted model, not a curated record